This is a messenger RNA of Passer domesticus (house sparrow), 1563 nucleotides long. Its product is annotated as killer cell lectin-like receptor subfamily G member 1. The transcript has 5 exons. Bases 1 to 690 code for a protein of 229 amino acids. The record is from RefSeq and is a predicted model, not a curated record. Lineage: Eukaryota; Metazoa; Chordata; Aves; Passeriformes; Passeridae.
AUGUGUCCUCUUUCAGCACCUGCCUUCUGUCCAUGGUGGCACAGGCUCCUUCUCAUAGCAGGGGGGCUGGGGCAACUCAUCCUGCUGGUCCUGGUGGUGGUGCUGAGUGUGCGGGUCUUUCAGGGCUCCCCACAACCAGUGGUGACAAGCGUACUGCAGCUGGACAGUGGGAUCCAGGGAAGGAACCAGAUGGAGCAGUGCAUGUUUUCAUCCCUGGUGCGGUAUUUCUGCAAGCCCCGAGGGGACAGCCCCACAGCCUAUGCUGGCUGCAAGCUAUGUCCCCAGGACUGGCAGCUCCAUGGGGAAAGAUGCUACUGGCUUUCUGAGGAAUUGGGAAACUGGACUCAAGGCAUGAAAAGCUGUGAGAACCAGGACUCCCAGCUGGUGGUGCUCCAGGACAAGAAAGAAAAGGAGCACAUCAAGACUGUUACAGGCAAGAGCCCACCACCAGUGUGGAUUGGAUUAAGGUCACAUCAGAAGGUAUGGAGAUGGGUAGACAACACACCUUUCAACCCCAAAAUGCUUGGCACCUCUCUGCACGAGAUGGAUGAAGGGUGUGGGACACUGAGAGCCAAGGACUUUGAAGUUAAUAGAUGUGAUGCUGAACACAAGUGGGUCUGCAAAAAAAAGCCUUUCCUGCUCUGCUCUGUGACAGCAGAAGAUGGAGAGAAAAGGGAUGCCUCCAUCUGAUAAACACACACCCCAAAACGCUCAUCCCACAAGACACUUGCUGCCAAUAUUUGGGGUGAAAUAGCCCCAUCCUCAGAGUUACAGCUUUGCAGGAGAUUUCAGGGUUUGCAAAUCCUCUUACCAUGAGGAUUAAGACCAAUUUUGGGGGCACAGAUGAACCCCUGAGCUCAAGGAUCAGAAAGGCUUCUGCCUCAGGCACAGUGUUGAAAGAGCUGUGGCAUCAAUAAAAGCUUAUCAAACUGGUUUGCUUCAAUUUAUUGAAAUAACACAGGCAAGAGCACAGGUGAUGCUGAUCAUCAUGCAAAAUUCAUAUAUAAACAUUGCAAAUUUCAACUCAAAAAAGCUUUUGUGAGUGACAGAUAUUACCUGUAUGCAUCUCUCCAGGCACAGCUGAGAGAGUGUUACCACACUGAUGCAGGCAACUGGGUUUUGCUCAAGUUUUGAGGACCUGGAGGGGUUUAUUUUUCUUCUGAGUUGUUUUUUCUGUUGCUAUUGUUGUUUUUGUCGUUGUUUUGGGCUUAGCUGUUGCUGUUGUUUUGGAGACGUUUUCUUCAGCUCCCAAUUUGGAGGGAGGGGAAGGGGAAGUGGGAUUCUGUGAUAUUUGGUUGAUAUUCAAGAAUCACCUCCUACAAGAUCAAAAAGCUCCAUCACAUUAAGUAGGAAAUGAAAGGCAGCUGGAGACUGGAACAAGUAUGCUGCUCCUAACACACAGGAGUGAAAGCUGGGACAGAUUAUGAAGAAGGAGUACAGAGCUGUUGUGAUAGCACCAGGAACCCAGGGCCAGCCUGGAGAUGAAUCCAGCAACAUUUCUGCACAUGAAGGGGAACAAAAGAGAAUUAUAUGUGUAGUUGUAGCAAAUAGCAAAAGGAAUAA